Messenger RNA from Calliphora vicina (urban bluebottle blowfly), 1653 nucleotides. RefSeq lists its product as uncharacterized. The record is from RefSeq and is a predicted model, not a curated record. The transcript has a single exon. Lineage: Eukaryota; Metazoa; Arthropoda; Insecta; Diptera; Calliphoridae. Bases 1 to 1653 code for a protein of 550 amino acids.
AUGUACUCAGCUAAGGAAGCUCUGCUGCUGUUUAAUCGAGACUAUAAAUUUAACUUAAAUAUUUUCAUAAAAAUUAAUUCAAAGAAAUACGAACAAGAAUAUCUGGAAAUGCUGCAUGUUACUGAAACAUCCAAGAUAGUGAUAAACGAUUUGAAAACCGAUAUCAAGGCAAUUCGUGAAUUUACAAAUGGUUACUCUCUAACAGUGGUUUAUUUAUUCAACGGUAACUUUAAAGAAUCAUUUGAAUUAAUGGAUAAAUUAUUAUGGAAACUACAUUUGUCACAUAUAUUGAUAAUAUGGAAUUUUAAGUCCGACAACUUAAGUUUUUUGGAAGCAAUUUUUCAACAGUGCUGGCAAAAAGGUUUUGUUAAUGUCAUACUGUGGCAUCAAAACAAAUUAUUCACCUACAAACCUUUUCCUCACAUUAAGACUUUAGAAUUACAGAAUUUCUCCAUGUUUGCUGAGAGAUCAUAUUUGAGAAAUUUCCAUCACUAUGCCUGGAUUUUACCUUUCACAGAAUUUGCUCCUCGACUUUUUAGCUACACAGAUGGUUGGGGCAAAUUAUUGCGCAGCGGUUCAUUCUUUAAAAUCGUCGAAUUAUUUAUACUUCAUCAUAAUGGCACCAUGAAUAUCUAUGAAUUUGAUAUGUGGUCAGAAAAUAUGACCUUAACGAAAGUUAAGAAUAUUUUAAUAAAUCAUGGUUUUCAUUUCAUAGCCAAUAUCAUAUUUGAAGAUGAUUUCUAUAUGGCCAGUGAUUCAUUGUGGAUAUCGUAUCGUAAUUUAAUCGUACCCGCUUCCCAGGAAAUAUCCAAAAGUCUAUAUUUGACGAAAUCCUUUAAAAUAGAGGUAUGGCUUAUUAUGAUUAUUAUAGCUUUAGUUAUAUUUUGUUUAAAUUACUGUAACAACAGCAGGAAUCGUAAAGGAUGUCAGCAAAGUGAUUUAUUCAAUAAGCUACAGAUUGUUAAAGAUUUACUAUACAGUGAUGUACGAAAUGGCAGCAACUUAUUUUAUGUUCUGGUGGUGCUUUUAAAUCUGUUGGCAACUUUGCUGCUGGACAAUUUUUACAACUGCAGUUUAUCCAGUUUGUUAGUAACCAGGCUCUUUGAACCUGAACUAAGAACUCUAGAAGAUGUCGGCAAAACAAAUCUCUUUAUCCAUGAAUUUACCUUGGAUGUCGAGUUUUACAAACAAACGGAUUUGCCAGCCAUUAUUUAUCCACGAUUUUACACAGGCAAUAACUCCAACAUGUACUACAAUCGCAAGCAUUUAAAUGUUCAUUUGAAUAUGUUCACUGCAUUUGACGACGUUUGCCAAUACUAUUUGCUACAGCAGCGAUUUUUAAAGAAUCCCUUAGCCAAGAUAUUGGACGAAGGUUUGUAUGGUCAUACAUUUUACAUUACUGUGGCCCAUCGUUUGCCGGUUUUAGAUCAUUUCAAUCGCUACUUGCUGUAUAUCAAGGAGAGUGGUAUAGUGAAUAAAUUGAUAUUUGAUAGUCUGUGGGAUGGCAUUGUUAGUGGCGAUAUACAGUUUUUCAGGGAUGAAGAAAUAAGUCCUUCUCUUACCUUGGAACAUUUUCAGUAUGGUUUUGUUAUAUGGCUAAUUGGUUUGAUGAUGGGAUUUGUGUGUUUUGUGGUGGAACGUUUGAUAAAAUAA